AUGUAUCCUUCAAACAAGGUGAACAGCUUCAAGGACUCUCUGUCCUCAUCCGAGUGGCUCAGAACAGGCUUGAAUCGCCGGAAUGGUGACGCAAACCACCGAAACACCGUACUUAUUCUCUCAGCACACGCAAGUGUCCUGCCCUUCUACAGAAAACAAAUUUAUCCAUGUACUAAACGUAUACUACACAGCAUGCCGCCGCCAAACAUUUGUUGCAAGACGAGCUUACUGGUGAUCAAGCAAACCUCCAACGCCACUAGUCUCCUAGGAAGUGAACUUUCCGGUGAUCUUGGCCAAAACAUGCAAGACAAUGACAGAGAAAAUGAAUCCCACAGCCAAAAAAAGCACAACCAAAGGAUCAACUCUCAAACCUUGAGCCUCGUCUGUGAACAACUUCAACAUGUUAGCCGAAGAACCACCGGCGCCUGCGGCUCUUGUGGACAAGGGCAUUUGGUUAGCGUCCUUCGACUUCUUGUCAGCGGCAUUUCUUCUCUUGGCGGCGCUUCUCAAUCCACCUGGGGCAACUGCAGACGAAGACUAUAUGUUAGUUACAACUUUCUCUCAUUUUGCACUCGGCAAACAUACCAUUAUUGUAUGGGCAACAGGUGUAGUGACAGAUUACUGAGUACACGUCGCUGA
Clavispora lusitaniae ATCC 42720 is the source of this 639-nucleotide messenger RNA. RefSeq lists its product as uncharacterized. The record is from RefSeq and is a predicted model, not a curated record. Lineage: Eukaryota; Fungi; Ascomycota; Pichiomycetes; Serinales; Metschnikowiaceae.